AUGAAGAUGUAUAUGCCAAAUACACGCUGGACCUGGUCGUUUGUUAUUGUAACAACAGUCCAGGCAGCUUGUAUCCUCGCGUUCGAGUCAUAUGUCUUCGCUCGUUUCCAGUUACAGCUUAUAGGAGAUGCAAGCGCAAACACCGAGUCAAAGACCAUCCCAACCUUCCUGACCCUCUACAUCUUUGGUUUCGUAUACGAACUCGUCCUAGUAUACGAUGCACUCCGUCUUAAGAAUACUAUCCAGGUUAUUGGGCUGUGUAUAUGCAACCUCGGAUUGCUCAUCUAUGGGGCCGUCCAAAUCGACCAGAUCGAGGAGGCUGUAAAAUCACUCGACAAAGCUGGCCUCAUCCACCCUUCUGUAUUGGGCGAAAUCAGGCCGUUCCUCGUUGCCAUCCCUUGCAUCACGGGAUUCGGCACGGUUGCCAUGGCCUUCCUUGCCUGGAAACUAUAUGACGAGUUUGCCUGGACUAUCUAUAAGCAUAUCAGUGCUGAUCUGCGGAUGAAGCGUCGCUACCUUACCUAUCAGAUCUACAUUGCCCUGUUGAAGUUCGAUUUCUUCUUCUUCCUUGGGUUCACGGUCCAAUUUGUGGUUGUUGUGACUGAAACAAAGACUAUUGAGUUCGCUCUCACGCUUGCUGCCAUACCAGUCACCAUCCUGAUCUUGGUCAUGGCUGCAUUCUGGACCAGACGUGAAAACACCGUUGGCAUGGUAAUUGUUAUCCUGCUCUAUUUCGGAGGCUUUGCCUACUUCCUCUUCAAGCUAAUACGGAUGUAUUCGCCUGAGAAGAUGGCGGCGUAUCUCCCCGCCCGUCGAUCUCUUACCUUCUUCGCCGUUGCAACCAUCAUUCUUAUUAUAAUGACAAUUGCCAAUGCUAUAGUGUGCACACUCAAUUUCAACAAGGGCUUGAAGCCACACAUCACAAGCAAGAAGAGACCACGCGGUGCUGAAAAGGGAGAGGGCACUGAGCUUAACGACCAGUUCUCUCACGGCCCUGUGCCGAGCCGCAUGACCAUCGAUUGA
Molecule: messenger RNA, 1023 nt
Organism: Arthroderma uncinatum
Lineage: Eukaryota; Fungi; Ascomycota; Eurotiomycetes; Onygenales; Arthrodermataceae
Exons: 4
Coding region: 1-1023 (340 amino acids)
Cellular component (GO): Golgi apparatus
Source: RefSeq, a predicted model, not a curated record